Marchantia polymorpha subsp. ruderalis is the source of this 4196-nucleotide messenger RNA. The record is from the annotation of a GenBank genome assembly. Lineage: Eukaryota; Viridiplantae; Streptophyta; Marchantiopsida; Marchantiales; Marchantiaceae.
ACAUUUCAUGACAUGACGUGACAGGCGCAUGUAUGAUGGCGAUUAUGACUGCCCUCGACAGGGCCAGGCCCGAGGGGCGAUGGGCGACUGCGGAUCGGUUGGAUGAGGCGAGAAUGGGCGCAGAGGUGGUGCUCCGAGGCAAUUGAAGAUCUGAUGUGUCGGCGGCUCGGGCGAGAGCAGGCGAGGAAAGGUUCACGUUGCCGGUCACGAGGGAUCGGACGACAUCCGAAAGCCUUAAUUCGAGGUCCGAGCGAGCGCUGUGGUCCGCUCUGUUCAGCAGAGCGAGGUCUUGAAUGCCGUGCUUUCUCGCAGCCCGUCAUGGUCCAGCAGCAGCACGGGUGACGAUUCUCUGCCUGUGCGUGGAAACGCCCCGCGUUCGCCGGGGCUCCAGACUGAGCGAACCGCUUUAGCCUUCAACCGCCAUGAAGUUGCAGGCUUUCCAUGGCAAUGAUUCCGCUGGAGCUCGAUGUUGGAACUUUUCUUGAGCUGAUUGUUUUCGGUAAUUAUUCUUCUUCACCCCAGUUUUGCUUCGCUCGCCGUGCAUUAGUCAGCACUCGAGUUCCUCGGAAGAAUGUUGCGAUCCAACGUGUUGUGACGCUCAUGCGCUGGAAGCCGGGGCGUCGUUCGGUCGGGAAUGGAAUGCUCUGACGCCCAGCUCCCCGCUCUUCUUCACUCGCUCGCUCGCUCGCGCAGCAGCUGCGCAGACGAGCGUCGCUGAGGGAGUGUCCUUGCCGCUCGACGUCGACGCGCGCUGACCCUCUGAAGAUUGUCGAACGUGCAAAGGUUGGAGGAUUCGUCGAAACAUUGGCGUGCCACUUCUCCAAUGCGCUCUCGCCGUGCGCUGUCGCUCGCUGACAUUCGGGCGUCGACGAGGCGGAAGAGCAGAAGGCAGGACGAUGGACAGUGCACCGUGGUCGCAUGGCGGGGUGGCGGGAUCGAGAGUUGGGAGCGUUUUCGUUCGAGCUCGCGGAGGGAUUUUUGUCAGGCGCCAGAUUGGGAUGGAGCUGUAAGUGAAGUGCAGUGAAGUGAAGUGGUACGUGAGGUGCUGGAGAGUGCAUGCGUAGUUCUAUUCUGAGCGUAUUUGAGUUCCUUUCUUUUCUCAUCGAGCGCAUCCGGAUUCUUCUAUUUUCGUUGUUUCGAUAAUGGCGGACGCCCUGCCGUCCCGACUCGUGCACCACGCGCCGCGAGAGGCACAUCUGGCGAACACCGUCGGGAAGGAGAAGGAGAAGAAAGUGAGAUUCGACGAGUGCAGCGACAGGGGUUCCAAUCUCGGGAAGGUGACAGUGGCAUCGUCGUCGGACAAAUGCCGGCUCCCGCUCGACGCAGUGAUCAUCAAGGACAAAAAAACAGGCGAGCUCCUUCCUUUCGGCGAGCACCAAGUGCACAAGGCGCAAGACACGACCGUCGUGCAGGAGACCGAGGAAGUGCGCCUCAAGGGGAAACUGAGAUGGCUCUUCGAACAGGAUCGAAUGUUUUGGGCAUCGAACGAGACCAAGGCUGCGGCCAGCGACUCGAAGAAUGUGGACGAGGAGGCCCAGCGGACCUCGGAGCUGCAGGCGAAAGGCAAGGAAGCGGGGCCCAAGGGUAAGCCUCGCGUGCUCCUUGGCGGCGCGUCCAAAGGCGAGGGCCUUCGGAGCUCCUCAUUCAAAAUGCCCGCAGCCUCCGUCGGGCUGCUGCACGAAGGGGUCAAGGGAUCGAAGGAGAAAGCGAGUCUCCGCCCGGACAAGGACCGAAAGACCAGGCACAAGAAUCAGAAGCUCGACGAGUCCUCCUCGCUCGGCAAGGCCGGCGAGGAAUUUGAGUUCGCUCGAGGGGCAUCGUCGCCGAUCGAGACCUCGCUGGAGUUCGUCGACGCCAAGGGCUCGUGGGAUGAAGGCUCGGGAGCAGCGCAGGAGUCGGCCAAAGCCGAGACCCUUCAGAAACCGACUUCCAUGAACUUGCACUGGGGCUUCAACAAGACCAAGGCCGCCGCCGAGGAGUCGUUCAAGAGCGAGAAAGCUCGCCCCAGGGCCAGGCGAGCAAGCCCGCCCGACCCGAGCGCCUUCGGAACCCCAAACCCCCCGCAGAAAGCCGCUCGGCUGCCCGAGCUGCGCCGGGCGCGCGAGGAGAGGGAGGCCGCGGAGGUGAGCGAGCUGGAUCUCGGGCGGGGCGAUGCAUAUUUCACAGACUAUGAGGACGCCGCGGGGAAUUCGCGGCCCUCGAGCUCGGAGGACGAGGACGAGACGGACGACAGGACAAAAGUCGGGGCCGCAGGGUAUGGCGAGGGCACGGCCGAUAGAGCGACGCUGCUCAAGGCAAAGUGCGAUUUGCUGGCCCGCGAGAAGGAUAUCGCCGUCCGGAAGUGGAAACGGAGCUGCGUCGAAAUAGACCAGGCAGCGCAGAUGGCGCAAGCCUUGCGAACCGCCAUCGAGACGCUGCUGGAGGUCAGUGUUGCGGGAGACGCGCCGUCGGACUUCAAGAGUAAGAGGACCACUCUCGAGGACCACACUCGAGUGCUCAAAGCCCGAAUGGAGAAGCUACGCCGGAAGAGCGCGGAGCUGCAUCCGCAUCCGGAGCCCGAGGACCUGCCCCCCGUGUCGUUGCAAGGUCGGAUCGACACCCUGAAGAAGAGCUCGGAGAUCCGCGGCCUGCCCAGCCCGGAGAUUCCUCGCGACACGGAGAAUAAAGUCGAGGACUUAAAGGCCCGCUUGGAGAAAUUGAUGCUGGCUACCAACUCGCGGGUCACGGACGAGAGAGAGCAUGUCAUAUCCCGGCCGCGAGAGAAGAGGAAGAAGCCUCCCAAGGAGGGCGGCGGUGCCAACCCGGAGAAGGCGGAGUUGAAAAUGAGAGGAUGGUAUAACUCACUCUCGGCAGAGCUGUCAGCGGAGCUCACAGCGAAUCUGAUUGAUUCUGUGCAGCCAAACAACAGCGUCGACAAGUGCGAUGUGUCCAGUGAGAACGGGCACACCAGAGAGCCGAGUUACAGUGCAACGCCGGUCACGUCCAAGCAGGUGAGCCCUCUUCAUCCGCUUCAUCCCCUGCAUCAUUUGGAGGAUACGGCCAGCACCCAUUCUUCUGAGGAGACCAAAAUUCGCGUGAUCCACAAGAUCGCCGAAGAAGUGAGAGCCGAGUCGGAGCAGUGGUACCAAGUGCAAGAACUUCUUCAGCGCGUCGGGGAAGACAUGAAAAGGCUCCAGGAGGCUUGCAGCACCUGGGAGCAGCGUGCGCUCGUCGCCGAAGCGCAAGUGCUGACUUUGCAGCACGAGGACCAGGAGCGCAGGGAGCGAUUGCAAACGGGAGACCAGAAAAUUGCCCAACUCCAGACGGAAAUGGUGAGACUCCGCGACACGGUGGACGAGGUCCGCAAACAGCUGAGCAGCGUCGACCCGAGCAGGUGGUUCGAAGCUGCCAACAAGUUCGGAUACGCCUUCGUGCCCGUGAUGAAGCCCAGCCUGUCGGGAAAUUAUUCUUUCCGACACCACUCGUAUCCUGACGAUGACGACAGGACGAGGGGAGGCGGGGGCGAGACGAGGCAGAAGAGCGCUGCAGUCGAUGCAGACGUGAGUUCCGACCAUUGGCACCCGAGCUCCUCGACCGCGCCGAGCGCCAAGGCGUCGCGGCCACUGCCGGCCCGGCGGAACACGAAGCUGCCCAGCUUGCAGUGGGCGAACGAAAUCGCCAGAGCUGAGGAGGACGAAAUUCUGCAGUCCAAAAUGCUGGGAACGCCCACCGACAGUCAUCAGCUGUCCAGACUGGAUUUUGUGAAAAGUAGUGUUCCCGAGGAGGACAGUUCACCUCCCGGGAGACCUGAUAAUUCUUCCAGAACUGAGAAAUCGCCCAAACCGAGGCUUGAUAUAAAGUGCGAUGAUUUUAGUCGAGAUGAACCGAAGGAGGCUCUUCCCCUCUCUCCCAUCCCCAAAGAGAGCCCCGCCGACGAGCUUCUGCGCAGCGCUAACUUGACCUCCCUCGCCCGGUCUCCUCUCAAAGUCGUUCUCGGAAACGUAGCUCCGUCCAAGGAGAACAAGAAGCCGUUCUGACCAUGUGAAUGUUAGGUUCCGUAGUGGCUUCGGCGUCUCGAUUGUGAGCCGAAGUCUCCACUCUGCCAGGCCCAGAUUAUUUUCGUCCUAGCCAACAGCGAAGACGCUUUGUAAAGAUUGUACACUACAUUUCUGUACAUAAAACUGCCGCUUCUGAAAACACACGGAUUGCCAAGGCCC